AUGGGAUUCAUAGAUAUUAUCAAGGAUUAUUUGCUCAACACUUCAAUCCACGGUGUUCGGUUCAUUGUGGACGACUCUUAUCACAUUGCUGAAAGGAUUUUCUGGAGCAUCUGCGUUGUUAUCUCUUGGUUUGGAUCGGCCCUACUAAUCGAUGCCUCUCUGGAGGCUUUCCGUACCAGCGCAAUUUCGUUUGUCGUAGAGACAAACUACCGUGACUGGAACACUGAAUUCCCUUCAAUAGUAGUUUGUGAAAUGCGCAAUAUGGAACGAAUUCAAGUAGUAGCUGAUGAAUUAUGGGGUGAAGAUCACGAUUUCGCAAUGGAAGAAGUUCUCAACGAAAUUGCUUUCUUCCGCGGGGAAUCAUAUCACACUGUGAACGAAUGCACGGGCGAUGAUCCUGCGGAGAAUUGUUUCUCUAGUAAUUUCUCACAUUUUGCUCGCCUGGUUCGAAGUCCAUGCGAACGUACUCUUGAGGAGUGCUACUGGAAUGAUCAACCGUUUGAUUGUUGCAAAUAUUUCCAACCUAUGGAAACGGAAAUCGGUCUGUGCUAUGCAGUGAACUCGGUUCAAACCAGCGCCAAAGUCCCGCUUAAGAUCGAUAUGAUAUCGAACAAAACUACCGGCCCAGGACGGUUGAAGAUUACCCUUCUGACCGAAGCAUACGUGUUUACCCUAGGAGAGGAAGAUGUCCCAAAUUUAAUAACUCCAAAGUCAGAGGUUUUAAUUAUUGAUGCUUCUGUGGCAUACAAACGACAAAUCUCCAUCAAGAACAUUGCAAAUGAUCCAGAAACAAAACAAGUCAAUGUAGAGCAGCGCAAGUGUCGCUAUCCAGACGAAAAUAAUUUGAAUGUUCACGCUUACUACAGCUACAGUGCCUGCUCGGUUCAGUGCCGGAAAGAUAAACAAUUAAAGACCUGCAAUUGUACCAGCCAUCUGAUGCCAAACACCGAUCCAUCCCAGAAGUGCAACAUAACCGGUCUGGUCUGUUUGAAUGCACACUACGAGGACCUGACCGUCGUAAUCCCGCGUUGGUCUACCGGGAAGGGCGUCGUCUGCGACUGUUUGCCCUCCUGCACGGAGCUAGACAUUGCAGUGGUGCACGAUUCGCGCGAAACUCUGUACACGGAAAAACGCCUCUCCACGCUUGAUAUCGAACUGUCCGCACUGCCGACGGAACGUUACAAACGCAAUGUGGUCCGUGGCCGGCUCGAUCUGGUAGUCUCCGUAGGGGGCACCACCGGCCUGUUCGUCGGGGCGAGUUUGCUUUCGUUCGUCGAGAUUGUCUAUUACUUUACGAUUCGUCCCUAUGGAACGACCGUUGCGAGGAAAAGCUCCCCCACAGGCCCACCCAAAUAA
Molecule: messenger RNA, 1356 nt
Organism: Sabethes cyaneus
Lineage: Eukaryota; Metazoa; Arthropoda; Insecta; Diptera; Culicidae
Product: sodium channel protein Nach
Exons: 6
Coding region: 1-1356 (451 amino acids)
Biological process (GO): sodium ion transmembrane transport
Cellular component (GO): membrane
Molecular function (GO): ligand-gated sodium channel activity
Source: RefSeq, a predicted model, not a curated record